Molecule: messenger RNA, 1345 nt
Organism: Nerophis ophidion (straightnose pipefish)
Lineage: Eukaryota; Metazoa; Chordata; Actinopteri; Syngnathiformes; Syngnathidae
Product: BRISC and BRCA1-A complex member 2-like
Exons: 8
Coding region: 16-924 (302 amino acids)
Biological process (GO): double-strand break repair
Cellular component (GO): BRCA1-A complex; BRISC complex
Source: RefSeq, a predicted model, not a curated record
CGUUUUUUUCAUAUCAUGUUUAACUAUGUAAUCAAGAUUUUCAACACUGAGCUAACAUUUUUUCUUCCUCAGCAUUUGGUCCAAUGGGAUGCUGGCAACCCAGACUGUUUGCUCCAGCUUGUCAAGGAACUUAUCCAGCAAUACCACCACUACCAGUGCCAGCGCCUCAGGGAAAGCUCCAGGCUUCUAUUUGAGUAUGACAGCCUGCUCGAGGAUCCUAACUAUGGGCGCAAUAUGGAGAUUUAUGCCGGACACAAGAACAGCUGGACAGGAGAGUUUUCAGCUCGCUUUCUACUCAAACUCCCCGUGGACUUCGGCGACAUCCCAGUCUAUCUACUCAAGGACACAGCUUUGGACCCUGGAGAGGAUGUGGCCCUUCUAUCAGUGAGUUUUGAGGAUGCAGAAGCUACACAGGUCUUCCCAAAACUUUACCUUUCCCCAAGUAUCGAACAUGCUCUUGGCGGCUCCUCUGCACUUCAUAUUCCAGCAUUCCCAAGUGGAGGAUGCUUAAUUGACUAUGUCCCACAAGUGUGCCAGUUGCUCACCAACAAGGUGCAGUAUGUCAUCCAAGGCUACCACAAGAGGCGGGAGUACAUUGCUGCAUUCCUUAGCCACUUUGGAAUGGGAGUGGUGGAGUAUGAUGCUGAGGGAUUUACAAAGCUUACCCUUCUACUCAUGUGGAAAGAUUUUUGCUUCCUAGUACACGUGGAUCUCCCGCUGUACUUUCCCAGAGACCAGCCCACCCUCACGUUUCAGUCCGUGUACCACUUCACCAGCAGCGGGCAGCUUUAUUCUCAGGUGCAAAAGGCGUAUCCGUACAGCCCACGCUGGGACGGCAAUGAGAUGGCCAAGAGGGCGAAGGCUUACUUCAAGACCUUCAUCCCUCAGUUCCAAGAAGGAGCAUUUGCCAAUGGGAAACUGUAGUGCCCUGCGGCUCCAGGACAUGCCUGUGGUUAUUGUGGAUGUGUUGGUACAUGCCAUAGCGUACUUGUGCAUGGGUACACACAGGCCAACAUGAUCCCUCCAGAAUUUACGAAGGAAUCAUAGAGAAUGUUAAACAGUAAAGUACAUUUGAACUGGACUAUUUUCCGACAAGUCUCACUGCACGGGUAAACUCUCACAGUAAUUCAGUCCAUAAAAAUGGUGAUGAAUCUAUAUUCAUCAAACAUCACACACUGUACUCACGCAACCCUCGAGCCUAGACUAACUACUGCUAAGCUAUAACCAGUACUUCCUGAGAGUAAAGGCAUUUGAUUUGAUUUACUAUAUUUUGUCUUAAUUUCAGUGGUAAGCCACAUAUUACAUUCCUCACAUCCAUCAAUAAAACACAAAUUAAAAAACUCAA